CCGUGUUUUGCAGUAUUCUGUCCCGAAAUACACACGCACGAGGAACACGCCUCUUAAAGAAAAAUGGAAUGACAGCGUUAAAUGCCUGUCUGAAAAGACAGAGAAAAGCAAAGAACACUCCCCGUCUGCUCGAUUUUUCUUCGCUUCCUUACCCUCUCGCUCUGUUCCCGUCUCGCUCCGUCAUUUUUUUUUUUUUAGAAAACAUGAAGGCGAAAAGAAGAGAAGAUUCCAGUGGGGACGAAUGUCAAGUGAAAGUUUAAAAGAAGCUUCCGUAAAGAGAAGCGUUCGUAAAGAGAGGGAAGAAAGGAAAAGCACCGGAACGGACAAGAGGAAGGAAGGAAGGAAAGAAUAAACUAAGUAUUAGUCUACAAAACUAUAAAGGAUAAAUAAAUAAACAGUAUAUUAACUCUUAAACUAAUCAGCUGCACAGCGCUUAAAGCUUUAGUAGGCUAACUCGUGGAGAUCUAUUAAUGUGCUGGUCUACUUUUAAAGAAGUGCACGCGGUACUUUGCAUUUUUGAGUUGCCCUAACCGAAGACUAGCAACUGUUCGCGAACGCUCCCCGGAAAGACCCAGAUCGUAGGCUAAGGACCCAGGCACCGACUUGGUCAGGACGCUGAAGCCGGAGGAGAGGCGUAGCCACCCGCCGUUAUUGGAAAAUGGCUGGGGCAAAGCCGGGGGUCCACGCUUUACAACUUAAACCGGUGUCCGUCCACGAGACCCUGAUAAAGGGCAACAAAUUCGUGAAAUGGGACGAAGAGGCGGCUCUUGUGACGUUGAGAGUGGAUCCUCAAGGGUUCUUCCUAUAUUGGACUGGGGCCAACAAGGAGGUGGACAUACUGGACAUCAGUCUGAUCAGGGACACCAGGACGGGGAAAUUUGCGAAACUGGCGAGGGACCCACGGGUGCGGGAUGUGGUGGGGGUCGGGAAGGGGGACGGGGGGUUCGUCGAGUCCCACAUGGUCACGGUGGUCUAUGGCUGUGACCUGGUCAACGUUUCCUUCCUCAACUUCCAGGCCCUGCAGGAGGACACUGCUAAGGUCUGGACGGAGGAGCUUUUUAAACUGGCCACAAACAUCCUGUCCCAGAAUGCCUCCCGCGUCACCUUCCUUCUGAAAGCAUACACCAAGUUGAAGCUGCAGCUGGUUCAAGACAAAAUUCCAGUGAAGAAUUUCCUGAAGAUGUUCUCUGAUAAGAAGCGUGUGGAGACAGCCUUGGAACAGUGUGGCCUAAUCACCAAUAAGGCCGAGGUGGUCAAGCCGGAAGACCUGACCUGGGAGAAGUUCCAGACCUUUCUCACCACCCUGUGUCUGAGGCCCGAGAUCGAGCGCAUCUUUGUGGAGCUCGGGUCCAAGGGGAAGCCCUUCCUGUCUCUGGAUCAGAUGCUGGACUUCCUCAACCGGCGCCAGCGAGACUCGCGGCUGAACGAGGUGCUGUACCCGCCGCUGAAGAAGGACCAGGUGCGCCAGCUGAUGGAGCACUACGAGCCCAACGCCGCCCCGCUGGAGAGAGACCAGAUCCCUCUGUUGUGCUUCAGUCGGUAUCUGGAAGGAGAGGACAACUCCAUCGUUCCCCCAGAGAGGCUGGAUAUCAUUGAUGACAUGACCCAGCCCCUCUCACACUACUUCAUCAACUCCUCACACAACACGUACCUCACAGUGGGGCAGUUGACAGGGCUGUCGUCGGUGGAGAUGUACAGGCAGGUGCUGCUGACGGGCUGCCGCUGCAUAGAGCUGGACUGCUGGAAGGGCCGCCCCCCGGAGGAGGAGCCCUACAUCACCCACGGCUUCACCAUGACGACGGAAAUCCCCUUCAAGGAGGUGAUCGAGGCCAUCGCGGAGAGCGCCUUCAAGACUUCGCCGUACCCUCUCAUCCUCUCCUUCGAGAACCACGUGGACUCUGCCAAGCAGCAGGCAAAGAUGGCGGAAUACUGCCGCACCAUAUUUGGAGAUGCCCUGCUCAUUGAGCCUUUGGAGAAGUUCCCACUGGUGCCAGGCCACCCUCUGCCCUCGCCUCAGGACCUGCUGGGCAAGAUCCUCAUUAAGAACAAGAAGAAGCAUCAGCACCGGGCGUCCGGCGCGGGCAGUGCCAGGCGCAGGACGGUCGACGGGGGCGACACCGCUGAGCACGCCUCCCCGAAUAACGAUUGCCCACUGAAUGAUGGGGAGAUGGGCCAGGUGAUGUCUAAUGGGGAGGAUAAGCUGACGGAAAGGAUGUUCAAAGAUGGACCUCGCAAGUCUAUCGAUCGAGGGGAUGGUGAGAGCGAGGAUGAGGAAGAGGAAGAGCCAGUGACAGAACCCAAGAAGCCCAACAGUGAUGAGGGCACAGCUAGCAGUGAGGUGAACGCCACUGAGGAGAUGUCCUACCUGGUGAACUACGUUGAGCCCGUCAAAUUCAAGAGCUUCGAGGUGUCCCGCAAGAGGAACAAGUACUAUGAGAUGUCCUCUUUAGUAGAAACGAAAGGCAUGGACAUUCUGAAAGGUUCCCCCAUCGAGUUUGUGGAAUACAAUAAGAAGCAGUUGAGUCGUAUUUACCCCAGGGGCACCAGGGUGGAUUCUUCAAACUACAUGCCCCAGAUCUUCUGGAAUGUUGGCUGUCAGAUGGUGGCGCUGAACUUCCAAACCCUUGACCUGCCGAUGCAGCUCAAUAUGGGCGUGUUUGAGUACAACGGCCACAGCGGCUACCUCCUCAAGCCGGAGUUCAUGAGACGCACAGACAAACACUUUGACCCCUUCACCGAGAACAUUGUGGAUGGCAUCGUUGCCAACACAAUCAAGAUCAAGGUGAUCUCGGGCCAGUUUCUCAGCGAUAAGAAGGUGGGGGUGUAUGUGGAAGUGGACAUGUUUGGUCUGCCUGUUGACACCAAGAGGAAAUUCCGCACCAAGACCUCUGCCAACAACUCGCUGGACCCCGUGUGGGACGACGAGACCUGCGUCUUCAACAAGGUGGUGCUGCCGACUCUGGCCUCCCUGAGAGUGGCCGUGUUUGAAGAAAACGGCAAAUUCAUCGGCCAUCGCAUCCUGCCCGUCUCCGCCAUCCGACCAGGUUAUCACUACAUCUGCCUGAAGAAUGAGCUGAACCAGCCCCUCUUGCUGCCCUCCCUGCUGGUGUACACGGAGGUCCAGGACUACAUCCCCAACGAGCACCAGGAGUGUGUUGAGGCCCUGAUUAACCCUAUCAAACACCUGGACCAGAGAGAGAGGCAGCUGGCUGCACUAAUGGAGGACAACAACGAGCGUGUGCAGGAGAAGCCAGAAGAAAAGGAGAAAACGGAUGUGUACCCACAAUCUGACAGAGAUUUUUCGCUGCCCACCCCCCCACUCCCUGUGCCUGUCCCUGAUGUUCUCAGCCCCCCAGGACCGGGACUGAAAGAAGACCUGAUUGCGGCAGUAUUAGCAGACAUCCAGCCUCAGUCGAUAGAGGAGCUCAAACAGCAGAAGGCCUACCUGAAGCUGCUGAAGAAACAGUGCAAGGAGCUGAAGGAGCUCCGUAAGAAGCACCUGAGGAAGAUCUGGUCCAUGAGCAAAGAGCAGCGCAGCCACAGCAGCCAGCUGCACUCGGACACGCAGAGGAGACGCAGCCAGAUGGAGAAGAAACUCAAGAGCAGCCUCAAGAAGAACGAGCCCCAGGAGCCGAUGCAGAAGCAGCUGUCUGCGCUGGACGUGGAGCUGGAGAAGCAGACGGUGAAGCUCAGAGAGUGGCAGAUGCAGGAGCUGCUGAAGCUCAGGCAGUCACAGCACCAGCUAGAGAGAGAGAAGAAGAAGGCGCACCUGAAAGAGUCCUCCCAGAAGCUGCAGGAGACGGCACAGGAGUGUCAGCAGGCCCAGCUGAAGAAACUCAAGGACAUCUGUGAGAAGGAGAAGAAGGAACUGCAGAAGAUGCUGGACAGGAAACGGCACAACAGCAUCAGCGAGGCCAAGAACAGGGAGCGGGAGAAGGUCGAGGCGGAGCUGAAUGAGAUCAACAGGAAGCACAUUGCCGAGUCGGUCUCCUCCAUUCGCAAACUGGAGGUGGCUCAGAAGCAGAGGCAGGAGAAGCUGGCCGUGCGGCACCACGAGAUCCUGCAGCGCAUCGAGGAAGAUCUUCCACUGCUGCAGUCCCAGCUGGAGAAAGACAUGGACGCUGAGCUGCAGAGCCUUCCGGAGGAAAUCCGCCAGUACCUGCAGGGGGAGCUGGAGAGCAAGGGGCUGCGAAAUGAUGCCCUCCUCAGCUCGUUGUCCAAUAAUGACAGCCCCAGCUCCGGGCCUCCCUCCAACAGCAGCACGCCCCCAUUCCACUCACCCAAUCGCAGCUGGCUCGGGGGCGGGAGCCUGGACAAUAGCACCGCCUCAUUGGUGGAUUCUUCCUCCUCUAGCACGCCAGUCAUGUCGGAGGCAGAGCUUACAUCAGCAUAGCUCACCCUCAGAAAAUCGCCUCCACCCCACUGGAUUAUUACUAGAAAUAAUAUUGCUUUCAUUUUGUUUUAAUGUUACUUUUGUCCAUUUGUUAUUUCAUUAUUUUUUUAUGCUUUUUAAUUUGAUACCAUCCAUCCUGGUUAUCAGGGUAUGCUUUUGCUAUUGUUUUACAAACAGUUCCUUUUUGUCCGCAGUUUUACCAAAGCCGCUUGAUCUUUUACAACUAUCGGGUUAUAGGGAUCUUUUAUUUAGUUUUAGCUUGUGGGCAUGAAGGGGAAAUUCUGUUCCUUAGUUGGAUUUAUUUAUUUACAUUGUAAUUGCACCAUCUGUGCUUAAGUUGUAGUAAUAUUGUGAGUCCACCAGGUGGAGACAUUGUCAGGAGUAAUAACUUGCAUACGCGUAAGUGUGAGAAUGUGCUGUGUGGCACUAUGCUCGUACUGGUGAAAGGGCUUGUUUACAUAAUGAACUAUUCCCCAGAGCUUGCCCCACAGGACAAUAAAAUCCCGAGCUUAUCACCAAUCAGCUUUAUUGCUACGGACAGGGAAGUAAUGAUACUGAUGGAAAAGUAUCCUCAGUAAUUGUAAUUAUCACUGUCACUGGAGCUGCUGGUGGGGCUGAGGAGAAUGGGCUGGAAGGCCCAAGAUGUGCGGAGCCUGCCUUCUGCCCUGUUGGGUUAAUGUGUGAGAGGAUGAGGCAAGAGCCUCAGGUACAGUGUGCAGGAAACUGUGUAUGCUUCUGCGUCUGUGUGUGCGCGUGCGUGCACGUGUGUGUGUGUGCGUGCAUGUGUGUGUGCGUGCAUGUGCGCGUGCAUGUGUGUGUGCAUGUGCACGUGUGUGUAGGUGUGUGUGCAUGUGCAUGUAUAUGCAGGCAUGUUUGUUUGUGUGUGCGCGUGCAUGCGUACAUGCGUGUGUGUGUGUGUGUGCAUGUGCAUGUGCACGUGUUUAUAAUGGAUAUGUGAUUUGAAUCUCAGAUCAGCCCACAGUCAGCUUGAAAUUUUUUAUUAUGCAGUAAUAUAAGACUGCUGUCCUUAGUGUGUUCAGUCUGUGAGGGGAUUUAAUUUAAUCCGAACUCGCCGUGUAAUUGGUAUGGUGGCCAAAGACCCUGCCCCCACACCGCCUUGGCAGGAUUGUGGCUUUCUAGGAGUCAGCUCCCCCCCCCCCAAUAACCUCAUCCCCGUAGAAGAGGAUUGGGUGAAAAUCAGAGCCCUUUCUUUGAUAUUAAAUCUCCCCCUCACCUCAUGGUAUCUGAUCCCCUGCUUCAAACUGUUGGGUAAAACGAAGCAGAGAAUCGUGUUUUCCCUUGUAGCGUUUUGGUAUAUUAGGGGGGGUUUUUAUUUAUUUUAUUUUUUUGUCUUAAUCUCCAGAAGGAGAUUGGCUUUAAUCACUUUUUUGGCUUCUAAUCAUUACUCAUCUCCUCCCCUUGUGGCUGUUAAAGCCAUUACAGAAGAGGGGUUAAGCCCAAUCUUAUACUCAUUUAUUCAUUAUGUCCCAGUUAGUCUUGUUUCAGUGAGUAUGGUUCCCUUUACUGGGGCGGCCUCUCUCAGUGGUGCCCAUUGUGUAAAUCAAAAUGUACAGUGCAGAAACUGAGAUGUUUAAACUCAUGGAAACGGAGGUAGUGCUUUGUGGGCGGGGACUUCGUUUUCAACUCGCCCUCAGGUAAACACAUAAAUGUUGGCGACCUACUGUAUGCAUUAAAAGGACAGGACACGGUCCUUCUGCCCCCGAUUCCCAGAGAUGACCCGUGCUAGCGUGGAUCUGCCACACAUCCUUGGAUAGCGACGGAAACCGCGCAUUACUGUACAAAAAGCGAAGAGCAUAUUUGUACGCACGCGCGAGUGUGUGUGUGUGUGAGUGUGGGCGUGCAAGUGCGUGCGUGUUGAUGAAAGUGAACGGUACCUGUCUGAAUUUGUACGGUUGCUGUGCUCUGAUGUCAUUUCCAACUUCCUGUGGUUUUGUUUUGUUCUGUCCGUGUCCUUUUGUGUGUUUUCGAGCCCAGGGAUUGUUGUAUGAUGUGCAUUUGGGUUUCGAUCAUUAGCGAGGGGUGGACCAUUUUCAUUUCUGUGGUCAUUUUGUAUGUUUUAUAUGUUUUUAUUUUUUAUUUUAGAUUUACACAGUUUUUACUACUGACUAAUGGUGCAGAAGAGACGGGAGCCUGGCAGAGUUGGGCAGCUGUGUGUUUGGGGGUGGCGGUUGAGUUGAAGCGUCUCUGAGAUGCACAGGAUGUUAAUGGCCUCAAAGGUUACGCACACACACACGCACACGCAAGCACGUACCCACGCGCGCCCACACACACACACACACAGACACCCUCCUCUCAGAUCCCCCUCGCCUGACACCUGCUGCCUGUCUGUCAUUUUACUAUGUUGGGGGGAAAAAAAAUUAACAGUAACAGUUCUCUAUAUAUUUAAACAUUUUAACAUUUUUACAUUAAUUUUAAAACGAUUUUUUUUUUUGCCCAUCUGCCUAGAGUACAGAUUUCAGUUGAUCGUGGUAAUCUGGUUGUGUGCUGGAUAAAUACCCUUUUCCCCUGGCGCAUGUAUUCAUCGUAUAGAUGUUCUCUGUAAUGCCUAAUUUAAGGCAGCAGGGUGGUUUCGAGGCUUACGCGAUUUGGUUCUGGUUUUGGGAGAGUGCCUAGCAUAACGCUGUACAUGCACUGCCAUAUGCUGUCAGGUUAUUCCAGAAGCAGCCAGUGUACAUACGAAGCUCUAUAUUUAGAGUGUGUUAUCAUGGCUAGAUUAGUGUGUUGCUUGUUUGUAACUGAGGGUUUUUUUUUUUUUAAAUAUGGAAUGUCUCAGUUGUGCCAGCGUUACAGGAACUAUUAUCCAAAUUUGUUUCCUUAAAAACCAUGGGAUGAGAUGUGAGGGAAUGCUCUUCUGCUGUAGUUGAUGUGUUUGGUCUAACUCCCAACCUGUGUCAUGUGUACGUUUAUGUACCUGUGUGUCUGCAUUUUUUGUAUUCACGCACUCGCACUCAAACGUGUAGGUGUUUUGUAUGUGUCGUAUGAACUGUUAAGAGAAUAUUUUUCAAAGGUAUUGCACUUUUAUUUCCAUUUUUAUUCCUUUCUCUCUUUGCAUACCAUGUCAAGCCCAGGCUUAGCGAUGUAACUUCCUGUUUAGUUUAACCGGUAGCAGGAUGCGGAGCCCGCUAUACUGCGUUAGCGCCGUUCAGCAUGCUGAAUCAGGAACUUCCUGCCCCGGCCUGUGAUGAAUGUUCUGGUAAAGGACUGUGGCAGAGGAACGUUUAGCCGAACCGUUUCAUUCUGAGAGGGUGCAACCUUCCCCCCCACAUUCAUCACGGCACCCUAACAGCCAAGUGUAAGUGGGAUCAUUGUGCAAGGCCAUUACCACUGAGGUAGAUUUGUACUGCUAUACGUGUGUGUAUAUAAUGUCUGUGGGUAGGGUUAGGGUUUAUCUCCCGUAGACCCAGUUUGAAGAGUACGGCUGCACAAAGCUCGUGGUACAAGUGGAUGAAGUGAUUUCCUUUUCACUUCGAGCAGUGGUGUAUAUUUACAGGGUUAGACUGGGUUCAUUACGAUGUGCUUAUCACUACCUCUUCACAUUCCCUAUAAUUGCUUGCUACACGAAAGCUUUUGCUUAGUGCUGGUCACCAUGUAGUCAAGUUUUAGGUGGCUUUGGAAUGGCUAGAACUUGUUGAGCAACAAAAUGGAAGUAUUCUUGUUUCAAAAUGACUUUUAGAAAUGACUAAUGACGAUAGACAAUUUCCAGCUGGCACAAAAAAUAGAAGCCAGUGAGCUUUCAUUGCUGUUCCUCAGCAGCGCCCGUUUGCUUUGCUUUAUCACAGGCGCAGUGCCACAGGAAUCUGACGAGUUUCUUUCAGGCAAGCACCUGGUCUGUCUCACCUCUGCUUCCUGCGCUGCCUCGCAGUGACUGUGACCCGCUCCAUUCUGCCAUUUAUGCCUGGCCCAGUCUCAUUUUACACCUGUCCCUCUGAAAGAAACCUUGGUAUGUUAACACUGUAUGUAGAAAUCACUCGUACAUCUUAGCGAAAGGGAAUGGAUAUCGUUCAGGAUGUAAUUUUUAUUGUCUUGAUAAAUAAUAUAACUGUACAUUCAAUAAAUACUAAAAUUGUUUGGA
Anguilla rostrata (American eel) is the source of this 8486-nucleotide messenger RNA. It is a transcript of the gene plcb3, whose product is annotated as phospholipase C, beta 3 (phosphatidylinositol-specific). Gene Ontology annotation, biological process: lipid catabolic process; release of sequestered calcium ion into cytosol; phosphatidylinositol-mediated signaling. The record is from RefSeq and is a predicted model, not a curated record. The transcript has 34 exons. Bases 659 to 4393 code for a protein of 1244 amino acids. Lineage: Eukaryota; Metazoa; Chordata; Actinopteri; Anguilliformes; Anguillidae. Gene Ontology annotation, molecular function: calmodulin binding; calcium ion binding; phosphatidylinositol-4,5-bisphosphate phospholipase C activity.